Molecule: messenger RNA, 501 nt
Organism: Kwoniella shivajii
Lineage: Eukaryota; Fungi; Basidiomycota; Tremellomycetes; Tremellales; Cryptococcaceae
Exons: 4
Coding region: 1-501 (166 amino acids)
Source: RefSeq, a predicted model, not a curated record
AUGGAUCCUCGAGACUCAGCAUUAGAUCUUUCUCAGAAGCUCAAAGAACAGAUUGCUAAACCAGUCGAGAUACUUCGCAACCCGGAUAUAACAUACGAUGACGCCUCCAACGCUCUUUCUUCCAUUCGAAAUGCUAUAGCUGGAGCCAGUGCCAAAUUUCCUUCUGCAGGAGUCAAGCAUGAUUUAUCCCAAUUGACCAAACAAGCUGGAUCACCACUUGAAGAUAAGGAUGGUAACGAUUUGGAUAAAGUGGGAGGUGUUUUAGCGGAUGUCAUCAAAGAUGUCGUUGAAGCUGUUAUGAAUAUCAAAGAUGAUCUGAAGAAGAUGCCUUUGAUCGGCUCACUCAUACUUGAGAUUGACACGGGCCUCAAUACACUCUUGGUAGGUCUUCAACUUGUCCUUUCGGGAGUCGUCGAAGUCCUCAGAGGUCUUCUUUCCGGUGUAUCGGGUUUACUCCAAAAUCUCGGUAACGGAUUGACUUUUGGUCUCAUCUUUGGGUAG